This is a messenger RNA of Penicillium bovifimosum, 198 nucleotides long. RefSeq lists its product as uncharacterized. The coding region runs from base 1 to 198 and encodes 65 amino acids. The transcript has a single exon. The record is from RefSeq and is a predicted model, not a curated record. Lineage: Eukaryota; Fungi; Ascomycota; Eurotiomycetes; Eurotiales; Aspergillaceae.
AUGCCUCCGGAACUCCAGAAUAAUGAUACAAGGGGAAGUAAGGGCAGUGAAGAGUGGAGACACGAAAAUCCGGGGAGACGCAGGGAUUCAGGGUUGGCGAGGCAAUGGGAUCGACAAGUCGAGAAAGCAAAAGGGAAGAACGGCACAGACAAGAAUCCAAAGCAUCCUCUAGACCAGAAGAAGUCAAGCCUGUCCUGA